AUGAAUCGAGACGAUACGAAGGCAAAAGAAGACGGCUCGAGUAGUGUAGUAGGAGAUGAAAUGGCAAUGGGUUCAUUCUCCGGAGAUGAAGCAAACCCAAGGAUUAUCGACAAAUCUGUCGCCCCAGGAACCGACCAAAGUCCCCGAGAUGCAAAUGACAGCGAAGAAAAUGCAAGUGGAAAAGGUGAAGAGGAAGAAUCAAGUAAGAAAAAUGAAGGGGAGGAAUCAAGAGAAGUAGACGAAGGAGAAAAAGAGAAGGAAGGCGGAGACGAAGGAGAAAAAGAGAAGGAAGUCGGAGACGAAAUAGAGCCCCGAAGAAACGACGAAGAAGCUGAUGAAAGGGCGAUAAUUCCGAGUCGACAACAUGAAACUGAGUCGCAUGCAGAUUCGGUUGUAGAUGACGAAGAAGAGGGCAUGCUACCGCUGAAGUUGCACUUUCCUUCAAGCCAAUAUCAAAAGUCUUUAAAGCUUUCAGGAAAGUGUUACAUUGACACGGCGAUAAGAACUAUUCAAACGAUCCUGAAAGAGAAGGAGGUGGAAUGGUUCAUAGAGCACCCACAAUUCCAACAUUUCUUCCAUAUUAAAAACCGAAAGCAGAAGUGGAUGGGAAUGUGGGUUCUCGUUUUGCGAUCAGCUUGUGUUGCGAAGAAGCAUGAGUUAUGGUUUGUCGUUAAUGGCGUCCCAAUCCGAUAUUCUCUUAGAGAAUUAGGAUUCAUUUCUUGUCUAUACUGCCAUGAGUAUCCCCCCAACCAUGAGAGGUUGGGUGGUACAACAUUCAUGAACAAGUAUUUUGGAGGGAGAAGGGUAACAUACGCUGACCUGGAGAAGCAGAUGUUGGCAAUGAAAUCAAAGCCAUCUGAGGAUCGUAAGAAGAUGGCCGUUCUGUUCUUCUUAGCCAGCAUCUUUGUCGGAGGCCGAAAGAGUGGUGAGGGAGCAUCACAUGUGGACAGUUUCUUCCUGCGUGUUGUUGAUGACCUAGAUGCGUGUGUAACGUUCCCUUGGGGUCGGUAUGUAUUCGAACAUAACUUGAAGGAUGUCUCUAGCUUUUUGGAGAAAUGCGACGGGGUUGCGGCGACGAGUUGGGUUUUUACAAGCUUUCCUAUCCCUCUGGAGUUGUUGGCCUUUGAGGCAAUUCCAAGCUUGAGGAACCAUUUCCGAGAAGAUGUGUAUGGUGCAAGCAGUGGUUGCCCGCGGAUGUGCAAGAUGCAGUACAAACGGAAAAGUGGAACCAAGGAAUUUAGUCUGAAAGCUGUGAACGAUAAACUUGGUAAUAAUACAAAGGAUAUUGAGAGUAUCUUGGUAGCAACAGCAGCUGAGGAGGAACUUCUGGAAACCAUAGGAAUGGACAAGGAGAGUUGUUGGGCCGAUGACGCCGAUGAUGCAGCAGUUGAUCGUUGGACGAAGAUAAUACGGAAAGGGAAGAAACAAAUUUUCUUUGAAGAACAGUUCCGCAUGAAUUUUGAGUCUCGCACAGGUCAGAUUGAAGGUCCCACCAAUCCUAUCGGAGGACCAUCGAAUAAUGCACAAUCUGGUCAGGCUCAUGCAGAUUCGGUGGAGGCUACUGGAGCUACUCCUGGAGCUGAGGCUUUAAAAGCGAUGGAAGGUGGGCUUAUGAAUGCAGUCCGAGAUGCAGUUCGAGAUGCUAUGAAGGGAGUGAAGGAAAAAGUCACUUCAUUGUCUACGCAGCUAGGUCUUCUAGAAGAGGAGGUGAAAAAUGAUGGUGAUGGUAGUGACAAUAGCGAGUCGGAAGAAGAGGAUGGUGAUGUGGGUGGGAAUAAGGAGUCGGAGGAAGAGGAUGGUGAUGUGGGUGGGGAUAAGGAGUCGGAUGAAGAGGAUAGUGGUGACAAUAACGAGCCAGACGAAGAGGAUGGUAGUGACAAUGAUGUUGAAGAUGCCAUUCUCGAUAUUUCAAAGGAUGUGCAGAAGGAAUAUGGUGAUGUUGACAUGGAUGAUGAUGAUGCGGAGAUGUAUGCACAUGCUGUGGAGGCCGAGAAAAAAUUAAAGACUAAGGCAGCAGAGUCUGUAAACACGAAAAAAAAGAGGUCGAGAAAAGAUGAUGGCAAAGAAGCAGUUCCUGUGAAAAAGGUUAAGGUGGACUGUGGUGAUAAUGUGAGGAGUCCCAUUCAGCUAAGAAGCAGGGCAGCAGAGGAGAAGACAGCAGAGAAGAGGACCAGAGGUGCAAAGAAGCAGAAGGCAGCUGCUGAGAAGGAGGCAGCAGCUGAGAAGAAGGCAGCUGCGGCAGCUAAGAAGAAGGCAGCUGCUGAGAAGGAGGCAGCAGCUGAGAACGAGGCAGCAGCUGAAAAGGAGGCAGCUAAGAAGAAGGCAGCAGCUAAGAAGAAGCAGAAGAAGCCGAAGACAAAGAAAGUAGGUAAGAAGACCGAGUGA
Brassica napus (rape) is the source of this 2385-nucleotide messenger RNA. RefSeq lists its product as uncharacterized. The record is from RefSeq and is a predicted model, not a curated record. Lineage: Eukaryota; Viridiplantae; Streptophyta; Magnoliopsida; Brassicales; Brassicaceae. The transcript is spliced from 5 exons. Bases 1 to 2385 code for a protein of 794 amino acids.